Messenger RNA from Naegleria gruberi, 697 nucleotides. Its product is annotated as glutathione S-transferase. The record is from RefSeq and is a predicted model, not a curated record. Lineage: Eukaryota; Heterolobosea; Eutetramitea; Acrasida; Naegleriidae. Gene Ontology annotation, biological process: glutathione metabolic process. Gene Ontology annotation, molecular function: glutathione transferase activity. The transcript has 2 exons. The coding region runs from base 1 to 666 and encodes 221 amino acids.
AUGCCAGAAUCUUACACUCUCCAUUAUUUCAACCUCCAAGCCAGAGGUGAAGCUGCCUAUCUCAUAGCUGUGCACGGUGGCGUUCCAGUCACAAGAAAUCUCUUCUCCGAUUUCAACAAGGAUUUGAAGGAAAAGUGUCCUUUCGGACAGGUUCCAUUACUUGUUGUGCAGGAUGAUGUCAGUGGUGCCACUGCACACAUUGUACAAUCUAUUGCAAUUUGUGAAUUUUUGGCAAAGAAGGCUGGUUUAAUUCCAACCUCUCAUGUUGAACAAGCCAUUGCUUUGCAAUACGUGUUGGGAGUUGAUGAAUUUAGAACUGAAGUCUACUCUCAAUAUUACAGUGGAAAGGAAACACAACAGGCAAAGAAGGAAUGGAAGGAAGGAAAGAUGAAAUUCUUCUUGGACAAGUUUGAAUCAUUCUUGGUUGGAAAUAAGAAGGAAGAUCGUGAUCUCUUCCUUGUCGGAUCAUCAAUUUCUUGGGCUGAUAUUUGCUUGUAUGAUGCAUUGGUAGAACAAGCCUUUUUGUUGGAUGAAGAUAACUUGUGGGGUAAUUAUCCACUCCUCAAAAAAUUCAUGAAACAAGUUGAAAACAGUUCUGAAUCCUUUAAACAAUAUGUUACAAGUAGCAGUAAACCAGUUUUGUAUAUGAAGAAUUGGAGACAAUAAAGACUACUCUGAUGAAUGUAUCAAUAUUUUG